CGCAUGCCCGUUUCAGCCCGGUCCUGUGCGGCCGCCAUCCGGGUACUGGCGGAGGGCGGGAUCAAGCGGCUGAGGGGGUUUCAUUGUGCGUGCAGCUGCCGCGCUCACUCGCCCUAAAAUGGCCGCCGCCGCCGCCUCUUCUCCCGCCGCCGCCCCGUCCGCGGGGCCAGCCCAGAUGGAGAGCAAGAAGAUCACCGACCUGCGGGUCAUCGAUCUCAAGUCGGAGCUGAAGCGGCGCAAUCUGGACAUCACCGGGGUGAAGACCGUGCUCAUCUCCCGGCUCAAGCAGGCUAUUGAAGAAGAGGGAGGAGAUCCAGAUAAUAUUGAAAUAACUGUUUCAGCUGAUACACCUAUCAAGAAGCCAACAAAAGGCAAAGGUAAAAAACAGGAAACUGAUGAACUAAGUGGUGAUACUUCAGUGGAAGAUGAUUCCUUUGUCAAGGAAAGUGAGUUGGAGGUUCAGGAUGCAAGCGAUCAAGAUGGAAAUGAUGAACUGAAGGACUUUGAAGAAGUUGGUGAAAAUGAAGAGGAGAACUCGCAUUCUAAAGAACUGCCUCCUUCAGAAAAGAAAUACUCUGAUUCAAAACAGGGAGAGACAACAGAAGAUGCAGAGAGAGAUUUUGAAAGCCAGGAAAAUGAUCUUCAAGACACAGAAGACGAUACAUUUCCAACUGUCCAUAAUGGUGAAGAGGAAGAAAAUGACAAAGAUAAAGCAGGUUCUGGUGAUGGUAUACAAGAAGUAUCUAAACCUCUGCCUUCAGAAGAAAGCCUAGCUGAGGCUGAUCAUACGGCUCAUGAAGAGAUGGAAGCUAACACAUCUGUGAAAGAAGCUGAGGAUGAUAACAUAUCGGUUACAAUCCAGGCUGAAGAUGCCAUCACUCUGGAUUUUGAUGGUGAUGACCUCCUAGAAACAGGUAAAAAUGUGAAAAUUACAGAUUCUGAAGCAAGUAAGCCAAAAGAUGGGCAGGAUACCAUUGCACAGAGCCUGGAGAAGGAAAGCAAGGAUUAUGAGAUGACUGAGAACCAUAAAGAUGGUAAGAAGGAAGACUGCGUGAAGGGUGAUCCUGUCAAGAAGGAAGCCAGAGAAGGUUCAAAGAAAGCAGAAUCUGGAGACAAAGAAAAGGACACUUUGAAGAAAGGUCCCUCGUCUACUGGGGCCUCUGGUCAAGCAAAGAGCUCUGCUAAGGAAUCCAAAGAAAGCAAAACAACAUCAAAGGAUGAUAAAGGAAGUGCAAGCAGUGUUAGUGGUAGCAGUGGCAGUUCAACUAGAAACCUAUGGGUUAGUGGACUCUCUUCCAACACGAAAGCUGCUGACUUGAAAAAUCUCUUUGGCAAAUAUGGAAAGGUCCUUAGUGCAAAGGUGGUCACAAAUGCACGAAGCCCUGGAGCAAAGUGUUAUGGCAUUGUAACCAUGUCUUCCAGUACAGAGGUGGCUAGAUGUAUUGCACAUCUCCAUCGUACAGAGCUGCAUGGACAACAAAUUUCUGUUGAGAAAGUAAAAGGUGAUCCUUCCAAGAAAGAGCUGAAGAAAGAAAUUGAUGAGAAAUCCAGUUCUGGUAGAAACAUGGGGGAUAAGAAGACUGCAUCAAUUGAUAAAACUAGCAAAACUCAGUCAGCCAAAAAAGAAGAAAAGAAAUCUGACAAAUCGGAGAAGAAAGAAAGUAAAGAAGCUAAGAAAACUGAAGGUAAAGAUGAGAAGAAUGAUAAUGGAUCAAGUGGCCCUAAUCAAGAAUCCACUAAAAAAACUGAAGAAAAGAAACGAAUAAGUGGAAAAAGUCCAGGUCAGAUGGUAAUUCUAGACCAAACAAAAGGAGACCAGGGUCACACUAGGACAGUGAGAAGGGGAAGGUUUGAUAAACCACCGGUGCUAAGGAACAAAGAGCGUUUCAUUCAAGAUAAAAUGAAGUUCAGGGAGUACAGAGGUAGAAAGGAUAUCUUGCCUUUUGAGAAAAUGAAGGAACAAAGAAUGCGGGAGCACAUGGUUCGAUUGGAACGAAUACGUCGAGCAGUUGAGCUCCGAAGGCGAAGAGAACUUGCUGAGAGAGAGCGUCGGGAGAGAGAACGCAUUCGAAUCAUACGUGAACGUGAGGAACGUGAGCGCUUGCAGAGGGAAAGAGAACGAUUGGAGAUUGAAAGACAAAAACUGGAGAGGGAAAGAAUGGAACGAGAGCGCUUGGAAAGAGAACGGAUUCGUAUUGAACAGGAGCGUCGCAAAGAAGCAGAGCGUAUUGCUCGUGAAAGGGAGGAGCUUCGUCGACAGCAGCAGCAGCUUCGUUAUGAACAGGAGAAAAGGAACUCUUUGAAACGUCCGCGUGAUGUAGAUCACAGGCGGGAUGAUCCCUACUGGAAUGAGAAUAAAAAGAUGUCCUUGGAUACAGAUGCACGCUUUAGUCAUGGUUCUGAUUACAGUCGCCAGCAGAAUAGGUUUAAUGACUUUGACCACAGAGAGAGGGGGCGAUACCCAGAGGGUUCAUCAGUGCCAUCAUCCUCUUUUGAAAGGCGAGAACGCUUUGUAAAUCAAAGUGAAGGAAAAAAAACACGCCCGACAGCGCGAAGAGAGGAGCCUGGGUUUGAGAGGUAUCCUAAGAAUUUCAGUGAGUCCAGAAGAAAUGAACCCCCACAACCAAGAAAUGAACUUCGAGAUACUGACAGACGAGAAGUGCGAGGAGACAGAGAUGAGAGAAGAACAGUGAUAAUUCAUGAUAGGCCAGAAAUAUCACAUGGUCGUCAUCCAAGAGAAACUGGUUCAAAUCCACCUAGACAAACUAAUUGGAAGAACGAGGGAGGCAUAAGCACAGACAAACGGGAUGCCAGAGGAGAGAGACCAGAAAGAUCAGGAAGAGAGGUGUCUGGACACGUGAGAAGUGCUGCACCCGGUAGCCGUAGCAGCGCUUCUGGUUAUGGAAGCAGGGAGGGAGAACGGGGAGUCAUGGGAGAAAGAGGAAGCGGAGGACAACAUUAUAAUGAAGAUAGACAUGUUGUUGAACGCCAUAGUCGUGAAACUGGACCAAGAAAAGAAUGGCAUGGACCUAGUUCUCAAGGAAGUGGGUAUCAUGAUGCAAGGAGAAUGGGAGAUGGCCGUGGAGGAGGUGGCAUGAUGUCUCCACAUACAAGAUGAGCUGUGUGGUUGACUGGCCAGUUCAUAACUCUGAGGUUCAACUGUAAGUACAGUUUUUAGUUAGAAAUAAGUUAGGUCAGAGUGAGACUAUAAUGAGGUACAAAUUAUUAAGUUUAUUACAUAAGCACAUCUGCAGAUACAUUUUAAAAGGUAUGGCACAAUAAUCAAUCUAUCUAAUCCUUCAGCUGUGGGGGGGGGAGGGAGAAAAAUCAAAUGCCGAGAAAGUUGUAAUUUCUAACUAUAUGGGACAGUUGUUUAUCUCGUCUAUAAACAGAUACCCUGUAUAAACAUGUCUUGAAAUACCUAUUUGGUCUUAAAUAAAGUUAUAUUAGGAAAAUAAUAUAGAUAAUAUAGGUUUUACCUAAAAUACAUGUGCAUAAUGAAAUUAUCUCAAACAGUAUAAUAGAAAUAUCAAGAUAGGAUAAAAUUACAAUGGGUUUUAUCAGCAUUCGUUAUACUUCACCCUUAAUUUAGUGAGACAUUUUGUAUUACAAAUUAUACAAAAUAGCAGGCAUUUUCCAUGAGGUGAAUAUAAUAUACACAAUGCUUAAUGGAUCAACCAGCAAUAUAAUACAAAGGACUACUUUCCCAUUAGUUAGAAUAGAUGCAGACAAUAGUGUAACAUUCUCACAACUAUUUCAGUUUUCAGGGAGAAACCUGUCUAAUCACAGAUGCCAAAUACAGUAUGUCAGUUUUGUGAGCCACUUAACAACAUGGAUUCUAUAUUAGACAUCUUACAAGAAAUAGCAUGCAUUAAUCUUCAUGAAUUCUGUUACAGGAAAGUUUAGACCCAGUAAAGGUCUAUAGACCUUAUUAAACAUAUCAGGAAAAAAAAAAUCUGUUUUCUCUGAACACACCCAGAGAUAUUGAUACUAAGAACAAAACAGGUUAGUAACAUUCUCCAUAGGAAUCUAGUGUACUAAAUGACUGGAAAUAAAAGUAUGGUGCCAAAUAAAAAAACCUUAAAUUAUUAUUAUUUUGUUGUUUUUCACAAAUGUACAAUGGUCACCCAUAACUUUUCAGUUGUACAGAUGUAGGGACGCAGAGAAGAUGCAAACGAGGUAACAUUGUUUAAGAAAGGGAUUCUAAAGUCCUAUACUGUGGACAACAUCUUAAUAUAUUGUAGGCCAUCUCCCUUCCCCUUUAUGAUCAAAUAAUCCCCAUAGAAACACUACAAUUGCUACUUGGAAAUGUAUUAUUAGGGAAGUAUUUUUAGGGAUUUUAAAAAAAUGCUAUUAAGUAUCUGCAAAUGAGGACCUAGCGUCACUUAACUAAUAAGUUUGCCAGGGACCACCAGCAAGCCUUUAAACCCCUGGUGGUACAGAAUUUUAGAACCACUGAUGUAAUGUUUAAUUCAAACUUUUAAAAAGUCAGCAUUGCUUUAGCAGUGACCACGAAAAGGAUAUUUAUGGUUUUCUCCCCCUCCUAAUGAAAACUGUCUUAAGUUUUAUAUUUGAGGGUCUAUCAGCAUUUUAUUUAUAAUUGGGUUGUGACUCCAUUUCUCAGGUUGACACUGCAUACAACAUUUCAAUCAGAGCAAUGAUUGGCUUUUUGAUUUGAAAACUCUCAAGUUACAGAAAGGCACAAGCUAAGCCUGAGACUGUCAACUUGUUGCAAUUUUGACCAAGUACAAUAUUGCACAAAUACCCACUGAGCAGAGGUGCCAGAAUAUCUAAGCACAGUGGGGUGAAUUUAAAGACCAAAGCUAUUUUAACUAUGAUUUUGUUCUGGGUUGAAAUUACACCUUUAACAGUUUUUUAAAGAUAAAAUCAGAGUUUUAACUACACUAACCCUUUGUUGCUUGUAUCUAGUCAUAAGAAUGAAAGAUGACCUUUGAAAAGCUAAUGUCACAAUGAAACUCAAAUGAACCCCAACCCUCCAAGCUCAUUUAUAAAUCAUACUUUUGGGUUCAGUACAGAGAACUAGCUCACUUAGGCCCCAGUGCUGCAGACUUUUACAUAUGAGCAUAAAUCUGUGAAGGAUCAGUGUGGGAGACCUCAUGUAAUACAGAAUAUCAAAAGGAUCUGUAUGUAGUCAUCCUGAAACAUCUGUGGUUGAUUAAACACAUAUUAAGCAAUUUAUCAAGUUAUCCUAUAGAAAGUAAUAUUGUACAGAUUAAAUGGGCUUUAAAAAACACAUUUUUAUACCUCAAACAAAAAGUAAAUAAAAAAGAUGGAAGUUGUGGGACUAACUGCCACCAAAUAAUUGUUUUCAGUUGUUGCAACAUUUGUAUGUACCAAAGUUGUAUCAUGAAACAAGUUAUCAAGAGCUAAAAUCCAAUAUCAUUCAGAAGUAUUUAAUCUUAUUUUACAUAUAAAAUUCUAACAGCUGUACAGGAAUAAUUUAUCUGUUUAUGAAAUUAUAAGCACAACUCAGUUAUGACAAUGAGUUUAGUUUGAACAAAGGCAUAUGGAGGACUGGAAUAAAAAUCUCAUUAUCAGUAUAUUGCUAAUAUGCUACAUUGCAAGGGCAGCAGUCACAAAUGCAUGUCCUAACAUUGUGUGGUAACGAACUGUGGUAACAUUUAUGAAAAGCUUUCAUUGUGUCUACACUAUUAAUACAACUAUGCUGGAAAAGGUAUGGAACCUAGGGAAGAAGGGGCUUUCCAAUAUUCUACUGACUAACAUGUCAAGUCUAAUCAGCACUUGUGUGUAUGGUUAUUGUAAUUUUGCUGUAUUUCUUUCAGCUGUGGCAAUGGCUAAAAAUAUUUUACAUAUCUGUAGACUAAAGCUUAGCGUCACUCAUCGUGUUUCCAUAUCUUAAAGAUAAGUGUUCACUAUAGAUUCAAUAUGGCAAGGCUAAAUACAGCAAUUAUUGAACAGUUACUCGAACUUCAGUCCCCACAAACUGUUCUAUAUUCUCCUGCAAAUAGUUUAGAAAAACUGAAAAAUAUGAAAAACCUACUGUGAAUUAGAGAAGAUGACAUUGGGACUAAUUCUGCUCUUCUUACACACAAAUAGUCACAUUGAUUUCAUUGACAUUACUCACACGAGUAAGCUGACCAAGAUUUGGCCCAUAAUUAGUAAAUGGUCCUUCACACACAGUAAUUAGGAAACAAUUUAAUUACCAAAAUGAAACUUACAUUAAACAGGUUUCAGAGUAGCAGCCAUGUUAGUCUGUAUUCGCAAAAAAAAAAGGAGUACUUGUGGCAGCUCACAAAAGCUUAUGCUCAAAUAAAUUUGUUAGUAUCUAAGGUGCCACAAGUACUCCUUUUCUUUUUACAUUAAACAGUUGGCCAGUUAGGCCUCAGUUCAAUUUAUGCACAUUAAGUUCUAGAGGACGGUUCACAUACAUAAGUUGUUGUAUGCAAUGUUGUAGCCAUGUCCGUCCCAAGAUAUUACGGAGACAAUGUUUGUUACGCAAUAUCUUUUAUUGGACCAACUUCUGUUGCUUGUCUCUCUCACAAACAGAAGUUGGUCCAAUAAAAGAUAAGACCUCACCCAUCUUGUGUCUCAUACAUAACUUGUGGCAGGCUAAAGUGAAGAAAGCUCUACUUACCAGUGAUUCUUCAAAUGUUCAUGUUUCAAUACUUUUUUCCUUUUAGUAGUAUAGAAAUUUUAAAAAGCUAAUUUUCAUCUAACUAGUUCAUAGAAAUUAGACUUUUCUGAACAUUUAAAAUCUCAAAUUUUGAACCUUAACAAGGAAUUUUUUGGCUCCUUAAAUUGUUCUCUUUUAAAAGAUUAAGUAAAACAGAUUUUAAUUAAUGCUUUAGAAAACAAUAUAAAUUAAUCACUAAGACUCUUAAAAUGCAAAACAGAUCCAGUUUGCAAAAACUGAGAUGUAACGCAAUAUUGGAUACCCAAGUAACUGACUGAAACCCUUCUCUCUUUCAUAUUAAUCUUUGUAAAACAGGAUUUUAGUGCAUCUGACUCUUGACAUGACUGGAUUUUAAUUAAAUUAUGCUGCUUUUCAGUAUAGUUUUCAAUAUGAAAUUUUUUUUCCAGAGGUAAGAUCUGCAAUAAGUAAUAUGAAAUUGUAAAAACAUGUUCAUAUUGUGAUUUGUUAAUAUUAUGUGCAUCAAGACAAAUAGCUUAGCUGGCAGCUAAAGCUUCAUAAAGCAAUGAAGCCCUUGAAGCAAUGUAGCUCAGCAAUUACAAGAUUUUUUUUUUCAUUUUGCUGUAUAUUUUACUAAGGAAAGACAUCUUAAAUACAUUACAAAUAGUCAGAGUUGAACAAGAAUGUUUCUUUGAACUGACCUUUUUCUUAAGAAGGGAUCUUAUGAAUGGUUUUCUCCAUGUUACUUUAUUAUUUUUUCAAAACAAAAUGCCCAGUAUCAAAACCAUGUAAUUAAUAAACAGAAGAACAAAUACUUCAAACUACCAUAUUACCUUUAGCAGCUGCUGCACUGGCAGCAACUUUUGUAGUAUGAAAUUCCCCAAUAGUAUAGAGCAUGCCUUUUUGUUAACGUGAGCCGAUACACAUAUAUAAAACAAGAUACCAAAGGCAAUUGUACAACAGACAAAUUGUUUUGUACAAACAAAUUGUACAAAGAAAGUUGAUAUGUACUUCUGCAAGUAAUACUUAAGACAACGCUGAAAGCUUAACCAAAGAAAAUUAUGAAAAUCCAGACGUAUCCUUGACAGGUUUCAGAGUAGCAGCCAUGUUAGUCUGUAGCCGCAAAAAGAACAGGAGUACUUGUGGCACCUUAGAGACUAAUUUAUUUGAGCAUAAGCUUUUGUGGGCUACAGCCCUCUUCAUCGGAUGCAUGCAGUGGAAAAUACAGUAGGAAGAUUUUAUAUACACAGAGAACAUGAAACAAUGGGUGUUACCAUACACACUAUAACAAGAGCGAUCAGUUAAGGUGAGCUAUUACCAGCAGGAGAGAGAGAAGAAAAAAACCUUUUAUAGUGAUAAUCAAGAUGGGACAUUUCCAGCAGUUGAUAAGAACGUGCGAGGAACAGUGGAGGGGGGGGGGGAAUAAACAUGGGGAAAUAGUUUUACUUUGUGUAAUGACACAUCCACUCCCAGUCUUUAUUCAAGCCUAAUGUAAUGGUGUCCAGUUUGCAAAUGGUGUGCCAGCAAUGCCCCUCUGCCAUGUACAUUGGCCAAACCGGACAGUCUCUACAUAAAAGAAUAAAUGGACACAAAUCAGACGUCAAGAAUUAUAACAUUCAUGUUCUCUCUGUAUAUAAAAUCUUCCUCCUGUAUUUUCCACUGCAUGCAUCCAAUGAUUGGUAUGGUGGCUGAAGUCUAUUGGGCUAUAAUACAAAGGGAAAGGAGAGAGAAUUGAUUGCUUUUGUUAAUCUUCUCAAAUUUAGACAGUGAUUAAGAACAUAUACAGGCAGUACAACAAAAGCAGAAGCAAAGGGUAAAAGUUUGUGAUUAAAAUAGCAACAUGUUACAAUAAUGUUGAAAAAAAGUGUUUAAGUAUUUACUUUUUAAGAAGUACAAAUUGUAUCAAAGGGCGAGUCCAGCUCAUUUCACUGAUGUACAGUCUUCUAAUAAUUAGAACAGUCAAACAUUCCAAGAGUUAUCAGUAAUUACAAUAUUUUAAUAUAUCUGGACAUACACAGACACUUUUGCUAUAACAAAAAUCAAAUUGCUUCCAAUAUAACUAGUUUUCAGACAUAUAGCCACUAAUUUAUUUCUGACAGGGUCUCAAUGGUUAUUUUUGCCUGCAGUCUCAAUGGCCAACUCUUACGUAUGCCAGAAAGGAAAAUGUGGUGCUGUAAAUUAAGUACAAAUAUAAUAUCUAUCUGAUAACUUUGCGGCUAUUAGUGUGCAGACUGUCCACAAAGUGCUGAAACUGAUGUAGUUUAAAAUUAAUAGGAUAGUAAUUGUACUGGUUAAUUAUAUCUAUCUACUUACAUUGCUCACGAAGAGGUCAUAGCUUUUUAAGCAGAAUAUGCUACCUAGCAUUUGCAAAUAUAAAAUUAGGUUUUCCUCUAGCACUCUUUUCCUAUAGUAAAUAAAAUUCCUAUAUAAUUCUUUUGUAAUUUUUGUCCCUUUUUAAACCUAUCAAGAUUUAAGUUAAUUAAAAAGCACGCUGUUGAAGUGUCUACACCAAAAAUGUGACCUACCUUUAAACAUUUGAACCUAAAGGACCUUGCAAACUAUAUUAUAUAAAUAUCUAUUUAAUUUGCAAACUAAAAACAUGUUUGAUGUAAAACAUCUAAACGUGAUUUUGAGCCCCUUCUAAUUGCUCUGUACUAGUAGUUAAAUAUUAUUCCUUGAAUAAGGAGAACAAUUGAUGCUUGGCCACUAAAGUAGUAGGAAUAGAAAAUCAAGUUCAAUUAGAAACGCAAGGGAAAGGUAAUGGUUGCCAAAAUGUAAAGAAAUUUGGUAGGACAAGAACUGUAUUUUCAAACUUCUCUGGCAGUAUUAGAAACAAAUUUAGUAUUACGAAAUGGUCAUUUUGAUUUAAAAUCAAAUCUUUUUUUAACUAAAUGCAUAAUAUAAAAUCAAACCAAUUUGCAGUUUAAUAAUGGAAGCAGGUUGGAGUUUAGUUUUAUCUUUUAAAACAGAUGGAAGGAAAUCUUAAUACUUGUUCACAUUUUUAAACCUCUCCCUUACUCAACAUGGUGAGAAUGGGCUAGAGACUAUGGCUGGAAUUUUCUAAGAAUAUUAAUGGUAUUUUAGUGCCCAGCUCCCUUAGGCUCAUUUGAAAAUCCAGUUUAAGAUUGUAGUUAAAUCAAAUUUGUAUAUACUGAGUCUUGCUUUUCUUCUUCCAAUCUUCAUGACUACAAAAUUCUUGAUUACUACGGAGACUAUAUAAUACUGAUAUACAUGUUAACAAUUAGCUGUACAACCUUUGACUGAAUUGUGAGACUGACUCCAAUGUACAAUAAACUGCCAGACUCCUUGCUCAUUUACAAUCUAAUAUCACACAAUGUUUUAAAGAUGGCAUUAAGAAUUGGACUUCUAUAUUUAGUGGAUUGUGGUAUUGUUCAGUAGAAAAAAAAACCAAAACUAAUGAUAAAACCCACCAAACGGUUAGAAAACUUUACUUCAUGUUCCAGGAACCAGUGGACACUUAGCUCUGCACCACUAGCCUCUGCUGGUCACAAAAUGGGAAUGACAGCAAAGAGCACACAAGAGUAUAUUUCUGAGGACUUGUCGACACUGCCACUUAAGUUGAUGUAAGUUACACCGCUCAGUAGUGUGAAAAUGCUACCCUCCGGAGUGAUGUAAGUUGCAUCAACUUAAAGCGCUGUCUACACUGUGCUAUGUCAGCAGGAGACACGCUCCUGCCAACAUAUCUUCCAUCUCUUGUUGCGGUGCAGUAAUUACACUGACAGGAGAGUGCUCAACUGUCGGCAGCUGUAGUGAAGACAAGCCCUGAGGCUUCAAGUUUGUAUAGCAUAUAAAUUCUAUUCUUCCAUGUAUUCAGUAAAUGUUUUCAGUGGAUUUACAACCAUCUCCAUUGAGUUGGGAGCAUUACUGUGGAUUGUUGUUGAUACAGCAGUUUGUUACAGUUCUGAAAGCUAAUAUCAACUCAAGUAACUGAGCAGAAUACUUGUCUGCAAAGUAUUAGUCAAAAACAAGAUGUAAAUGUUCAUGCUGCUAUAUUCUGCACAAAUGUAUUACAAUAGAAGAAAACAAUCAAAUGUCAAUAUUUGUCAAACCUUAUGUGUUUUUAUCUAAUUUUCAUUCAAAUGUGAAAUGUUUUCCUCAAUGGCAGUGGCCCUUUUCUAUGCAUUCUUUUGAAUUUCAGAAGAACCAUGCUGCAGGUAGUACUUUAUAUAGUACAUUUCAUCCAAGUGUCUAAAUGUUUGUACAUAAAUUAUGCCUCAACACAGCUGAACUUACAAACAUUUCACAGAUAAAUAAUGAGUUGGUAAAUGAUUAUACAUCAUUUUUUGUGCAGUAUUCUUUUUCCUCCUUUAACCAUUUCAAUUCUAAUCAGUAUUACCCCCUUGUGAUGGAUUAGUGUAAGUCUGCAUGUAUCUGUAUCAAGCUGCAAACUUCAUUCUGUUUUGUGAAGACCACUUUGAUUGUAGAACUAUUUUGGCUAUGUAGCCUUCAUAUUGAGCUAACGCACACACAUCAAGAGAAAUUCUUGCCCCUAGCAGAGGGCUAGCAAUGGGAGGGAGUCAUUAAACCCUGAUGACCUUCCAUUCAAUUGGAAGCUCCCUUGGAAAAGAGCUGGCUACCACUCAGAGAGCCCAGCUCUCCCAAGCAGGCUGACAACCAAGCAGUGGAUCACCUGAUGGGGGUCUGAGGCUGACUAAGAUGCAGAAAGAGAAGGACUGCUCAAAGUAGCUCUCUCUCACCAACCAGAAAAGGAAGAGAAGACUGUACUGGAAGAAUGAAGUUCAGGAGAGGGGAGCUGCAAGUCUGAAUAGACACUGAUUCCCAAAGAACACUCGAGUGGUGAGGAAAUGGAGGCAGGGAAGGGUGUAUAUGUGGCUUCUUUUACAUGGAUUUUGUCUCUCUUGUGCUAUCUAAAGUAAUGAGUGAUUGCUUUAGAAAUCCUUCUGCAAAGUGUCUGUAUUUUCUUCUGUUAUGACAUGUCCCAGAAGGGGUUAACCAUAAACCAGAGUGGAACACUAGGGUAGAUGUGCCAAAGCUACUGGGGAGUCUUAGGAGGGUUCAGCACUGGCCAAGGGCAGCUACAACACAGGGUCCGAGUUUGAGAACAGGUGCCAGACAGCAUCUAUGGGCUGGGGAACAAACCUAGAGGUCAAAGAGAGACUGUGCCGUUGAGUCUACCCCGGCCCACAGGAGCUGAAAAGCAUUCAUAUGCAGUGUGUGGAUCCAAACAGAGCAGUUUAGUGAGUGUCCAGCUGGGGGAGUUUGACCAGGACUAUGACACUCUCAAUAUUCCAAAACAGAGAUUUAUAAAUAAAGGUAUAAAAUAUAACCCUGAGCAUAAUCAAUAGCACUAUCUGAAACGAGUGCAGUUUUGAUAAUCAAAUUAUUACAAGAACCAUACAAUAAUACCACAGUAUCACAGCUUAUUACAUACAUGGAAAUAUAAGUAAACUAUAUAGAUUUCAUUAUAAAUAUGGUAGUUCCAUAUUUAUUUGGGUAGAGCUGAACAGAGGUACAAUAGCUAUGUUUAGGAAAAAGACUUAGCAUUGAGAAACAGUGAGGCACAAGGGAUGUUUUUCCAUUAGAGAAGGAAAAUGCAUGUGUAUGUUUAAAGCCAGCUUUUGGGCUUCAGAGGGUAGUUGAAAUAUAAGAGAUCUUGAGAUGUAAUCUGCAACUGUGGAGGUGGAAGAUGGGAGAAUAACUUCCAUAUCAGACCCAAAAGAAAGGAGCUGGAAAGCUUAACUUAUUUAUUAACAACACACUUAAUUUGAAAAUUUACAUUCAACCAAUGUAGAUUUCUGAGAAAGGAGCUGUUCCAUUACUGAAUAUGGAUAGAGGGAUGAGCCACCGUGUCAAGUACAAAUAAAGUGAGGUGCCAAAGUAAUGCCCUCCUUCACAGUCUCCCUAUACCCACCUUCAUUAUGGUGGUUUAAAAAUCGAGGGGGAAUAAAAUAGGCGAAUAAUAGUUUAGUUGACCAUAUAAAGAGUUGUAAAUCUUUGAUUAUAAACUCUUCAGGGAGGGGACUGUAUCUUCCUGUGUGUUUGGACAGUAGAAGUUGUUAUAAUCAAAUAAUAAAUCUGGUAUAGGUAAGAGGAAAGAUUUGUGAAUGAAGUCAAACACCUGAAUUCAUUAUAGAUGGGAUGAAUUUGAGUCAAAAUGGGAAAUUUUAGUUAAAGGUACUUUUCUUACCAAUUACCAGAAUAAAAAUUUGAUACAGUAGAAGACAAAGUGAGGAAAUACCAAAACAAAGAAGAAUACAUAGUUGGGUAUCCUCUGCAUAGAAAUAGCCAUAGCUUGAACCAAAAAAGUUAGUGGCCAGAGGAAAGAAGUAUAGGUAGAACAUGGUCCCAUUAUAGACAUGGGCAAGUGGAAUGGAAAAAAAUAUUGGAGAGGUUAUUGAAAAGCUUAUAGAAACAAUCUUUGUUUGCUAAAGAAUUUCGAGUAAGUCAGAAGGGAAAUUUUGCUGGAAUUCUGUAAGUACAUUUUAAACGCUUGCAAAAAGUCAGUUAUAUUCUGUUUACCUCUAAGAUGCGGACACCUUUUUUCUCUGUGUACCUUACAAGACAGGUGAAUAAAAAUAUAGGUGAAUAAAAAUAUAUACCUUGAUUUUCUACAUUUAUGAAUAUCCCCUUUGACUAAAGACUCUAUUUGUCAAUGUCUUAAGGAUGUCAGCCCUGAUAAAGACUGGAAAGUAUAAACAUCAAUUGUUUCCAAAGCCAGAUCCAGAGAAUGAAAUAAAAUAUUUAAACCAACUGUAAUAAUGAAUAGAUACUAGUUUGUUUUUAACAUGAGGAAAGGAAAAGCAGAUACAACACAUUGUAAAAAGCAUUAAUCUGCUGUUGCCCAUGCUAUUCUUGUUCUGUAACCCAAAAAGAUUUCAGCUAUGAGUACUGUCAAUCUGACACCUUCCAAUAUUACUAAAUUUAAAAAAUUAAAUGCUGCAUUUGAAAUACUCUCUGAAGAAAAAUGGUCAGAGGUGUCCUUUAGAGAAAAAUCUAGCCUCUGUCUUAGGUACAAUAUCCAUAUAGGGUGGGAUUUUUCAAGAGCAUCUAAAGGAGCUAGGCACCCAAAUCUUACUGACUUUUAAUGGGAGUUGGUUGCUUAAUCCUUAGAUGCUCUUGAGAAAUCCCACCCAUUUUCUACAUUAAGGGACAAAGGAUAAAAUCAUUUUUUCCUAUAGCUAUUUUUACAUCUUCCCUCUUUUCCCCUGAAUUUGGAAAGGAAAAAUAUUAAAGUGGUGCAUGCUAGUGGUACCAUAAUGAUGUUUGUUAUAACAUUUUCACACCUUCCAGUUUUUCCAUAACGUUAUAGUUCAGUGUUUUAAAGUAUCAGAGCUGAUAAGCCUAGUAUCCUUGGUCUCUGCUCAGUAAUAAAAUUGUUUUUAACGAAUAUUAUGCUUAUGAGGAAAGGUUAAUGUAUGCUCUAUAAUUAAAUAUGUCUCUAAGUCCCUAAUGUGUAUUUAGGGAUUUUUAUUUUUAAAGAAAAUUAAUAUGCUAAAGUUACUCAUAUCUGAAAAGUGGCCAGUGUAGAAUAAAACUAGGUUAUAUGCAUCAGCAGUUCAGCUUUGUCACCUCCACAGAUCCGCGCUCUGGACCACACAAAGAAGUCUAGAAGCAACUGUUCAAAGAAAAUGUUAAAUAAACUCAUGACCAGGCACACACUUCGUCUAAUGAGGUACGAAUUAGAACUCAGUUUCAAUAUCUCCUAUAGCAGAGUUCUAAGAAAGCACAAAGAGAGCUCAAUGAUUGAGGCACAGCACUGGGAUUCAUAUUUACUGAAAUAAAACAAAACUUUUAAAAUAGCUGUAAUUCACAAUUUUCAGUCACUUUUAGAUACUGUCCAGCAUUUCUUUUAUUGACAGUUCCAGCCAUGUCUUUGCUAUACCAGUGAACAAGACAGAAGACUUGAACAGAAACAUUUAAUACUAAUCGGUUCUUUCACACAAAAAAAUCUUUGAAAGGUAGUCACCUUUAAAAAAAUAAAAAAGCAAAACUAAAACUGUGUGCUGAACACAUUUGAAAAUCUCGUCCGAAUGUCCUAACUCUGUGAAGUCAAUUAGAGUUUUAUCACGGUCUUCAAUGGGAGCAGUUAGGCCAAUACAAUUUUGAAAAUCCCACUUGGAUUUUAUGCUAUUAGAAAUCUGUUUGAAACAACCACAAGAGUACAAUUUAACAAAUUCUUUUGGGAGAAUCUUAGUUUUGUUCUUCUACAGUACCACAGAAGGAUGGUUAAGUCUCCGGUAGUUAUGAAUUUCAUGGUACCUGUGCUUAAUCAGGCCGAAAGCUAGAAUUGUCAAAGUUGUAGCUGAGCUACAAAAUUCAAUUAUGUCACUAUUAGGGCAAUGAUAAAAGGUACAGGUCCAUGAAAGAUCUAAUUUCAAAGAAAAAAAAUUGUAGCAAGUUUUACCAGCUUGGAGACUUUUUUUCUUGUUACUACAAAGACUUAAGCAUAGCAUUUAGGGGUGGAGGAACUGUUUGUUAACCAAGCAGAUUUUACACAUUUUACUUUCUUUUGGCCCAGGGAAAGACUACAUUAGCCAGGACUACAAUGUAACACUGUUUCCUAUACAGACGUAGGAACCAUGAAAUUCGGCAAAAUUCUGAUAAUGGUUACUUACUCCAUUUAGGAAGAAAACUAUAUCAACUAAAAGUUUUGGAUGAAAAGAAUGGCAUAAAUAAAUCCAUAAAGCAAAAAGUCACCAGAAAGUAUUUCGUAAGCUGCCAAUUUUAAAGCAUAUGAGAGUCCUAUUCAGAGUUUCGAAAAUGCCACUAGAAUACUUCCUCAUGGGAUUCCAGACCUGACAACUGACACUUCCCACAAAACAACUCUUUUACAUGCCCUCAAAAUAUUGCUUCUUGUACAAAUGACAACCAUGCAGUUAUAUUUCUCAGUUAGAAAUACAGAAUCAGCCAAGACAGAUUAAUUCUAAAAUAUGAAGCCUUUCCAUAUGCACAAGUAAGCCUACAAAAUAGGAAAGUGAUAGCUGCAAAACAGCAAUGAACUUCCAAACUGCAACAAGCUCUGCAGUGGCAAUUUUUCAGAUAAAGACAGAGCUUAAAUUCAUGACAACAAAAUUAAUCAUUGAUAUUGACAUUUCAACAGAACUGCUGAAAGGCCCUACAGAAUGGGUCCCAUUCUUGCCCAGGAGCAGUACAAGAGGGGACGAGGGGACAAAAGCUGCCCUAAAUGAGAUAGUUGGUAUAAUGCCAAUAAUCAGUUCCUUUCCUGCCAAGUGGGCAUGUCAGGCAUUGUUUGGGGGAGGAGGGGACCUGGCCAGCACACACUGUGCUCCAGAUAUCUUAGAGGGAGAGAAUUGUUCCUGGGGAACAUUCCAGAGGCAUAAGUAAGAGUAGCCUUCUAGAUGGGGCCCGGACAACCAACCAGGAACCACACAUACCACCCUCUUCAGAUCAUGAGCUUAAAAUUACUAUUAUGUUGUUGUAUGUUCCAAAUACACAGGGUAAGAAGGGAAUUCUGCAAAUUUCUACUUUAAAACAUUGGGGGUUCAGAGUCUAUCAAGAUUCUUAUACUGAUGCCUAUAACCAUAGAGGACCUUCUACCAUAAAUCAUAACUGGCUAUAUAGUCUAGACUGAUGCUACAAGCCUUUCUUGUUGCAAACAACUUAUUCUCAUAGCUGGCCUGGAGUAAUACACUAUCUCAGGACAAUCAAACUAACGCUUGAUUUGAUUCUUUUACCCCAAUAUACAAUCUGUGGAAGACAUCACACUGAUCAGAUCACCUAGGAACAUGCAGGCUGCCUGCUGUUUAAGGUUACACUUUCUCACGUUUUUAAAAGUUGAAUACUCUAAAACAAAUAAAACCAUUAGAAAAACUACACAAAAUUGGAUACAUCAUGGACCAUAUCUUUUACAAAUUGGUCUGACAUCACCAGCAGGAAACUGAACUGAGCAAAGGGCUUACUGCACUUUUCAUAUACAUAGCAUCAGAAGAAAAAAGGUAGGCUUUAAAUUAGAGGAGUAUUGAAUACGCUUUUUACUUUUGUGUUUGGGCUGAAUAACAUCAAAUGAUUUUGAAUUGCCUUGUAUUAAGUAAGGGAGUCAUUUUUCAGUAACUUUGUACAUACAAAUCUGAAUACUCAAAAGCAAUCCCGUACAAUGUUGCAACCAUUAUGGUACAAGCUUAAGAAGCAAAAAUAAUUUGACAAAUAUCAAACAAGGUGUGGAAGUGUGGGUUCCUGAUCCCGGUAUGUCUAUACUAGAAAGGUAAGUAGAGCUAUAUUAGGAUUAAUGAGGAUUAUAUAUAAUGAGGAUUAUAUUUAGCAGUGAAAUGGGUUCCAUGUAACUCCCAAUAUACUUUCCCUAGACAGCUCUCUAUCCAUCUUUGUAUAUCGGGAGGAGAUACCCAGAGAGUACAUCUUGGUACA
This is a messenger RNA of Dermochelys coriacea (leatherback sea turtle), 16978 nucleotides long. It is a transcript of the gene SLTM, whose product is annotated as SAFB like transcription modulator. The coding region runs from base 119 to 3118 and encodes 999 amino acids. The record is from RefSeq and is a predicted model, not a curated record. Gene Ontology annotation, cellular component: nucleus. NCBI's taxonomy places the organism in Eukaryota, Metazoa, Chordata, Testudines, Dermochelyidae. Gene Ontology annotation, biological process: regulation of transcription by RNA polymerase II; regulation of mRNA processing. The transcript has 21 exons. Gene Ontology annotation, molecular function: RNA binding; sequence-specific DNA binding.